Molecule: messenger RNA, 3315 nt
Organism: Gasterosteus aculeatus aculeatus (three-spined stickleback)
Lineage: Eukaryota; Metazoa; Chordata; Actinopteri; Perciformes; Gasterosteidae
Source: RefSeq, a predicted model, not a curated record
CCAAAUGCUCGUCCGUGCACUCUGUUCAGUGUGCAGAAGAGAGAGAAGAGCUUUAAACUGCACAUUUUAACUUUCACCGUCAUGAAUGAUGUCAAGUCGUCUCUGCUGGGGAUUCAAGGUGACACGCGUCUUUGUUAGUGGAUUAGGCAUUAACAUGGUGUCCACGCCGACCAGCAGGGACGCGCUGGAGAGGAAUGUGCCUUUGAUACGCCUGGAGAAUGAUGCUGACCUCAGGGACAUCUAUACAUUUGGAAGGAAAUUGGGUCAAGGUAGCUUUGGAGUUGUUUAUGAAGCCACUCAUAUUGAGACACAGACAAAAUGGGCUAUUAAGGAGGUUUGCAGACCAGCGGCAGGAAGUAGGAGAGCCAGGAUGCUGGGCCAUGAAAUAAACAUCCUCAAACAAGUGGACCAUGCUCAUAUAAUACAUCUCCAGGAAGUGUACCACACGGCCCAGAUGACUUAUUUGGUUAUUGACCUCUGCGAUGGAGGUGAACUUAAGCAGCUGUUACAGCGGAAAAAGUACUUUACAGAAGACGAGACCAGACACAUCAUCUGCAGCUUAGCUGACGCCGUCGUCUACCUCCACAAGAGAGACAUUGUGCACCGGGACUUGAAACUUGAGAACAUUCUUGUGAUGAAUGAUCCUGAUGAGGAAGAUAAAGGCAGGAUUAAUAUCAAGGUGACAGACUUUGGACUAUCGGUGAAGACAAACGGUGUCGGCAUUGAGAACAUAAUGAAGGAGGCCUGUGGGACUCUUACCUAUAUGGCACCGGAAAUGAUGAGUGAUCGUGGCUACAGCCACUGGUGUGAUGUGUGGAGCAUAGGUGUCGUUAUGUACAUUUUGCUGUGUGGGGAGCCUCCGUUUUUGUCCCAAACAAAAGCAGACCUUCUUAAGGAGAUUAUGAACAGAGAAGUCACAUUUCUUCAACCCAUCUGGGGCACAGUCAGCGAUGCAGCAAAAAAUGUUUUGACUUGCCUUCUGAAGGCGGACCCCGCCUACCGCAUGUCGGCUAAUCAGCUUUUAGAAAACCCCUGGAUUACAGGGGACACUAAUGUGCCUGCUAUGCCGUCCAAUGUGCUGGUGAUGGUUCUCGACCUCCCUGAACAGAGAGAGAGAACACAGACUGUGGACGACUCGCCAGAUGCACCGCUGGUCCCCAGCGAAGCCUCAACAGCAACAUACGGCAAACGCUGGAGCCACGCUGAGGAGGACGGCAGCGUCCGCACACCUUCCACAUCCACCAAGCCCACUAAAGAGAGCGGUGGCUUCCUUCAGAGGGACAAGCGAAACAAAAGCUCUAAAUCUCCGGGACGGCUCCAACAGUCUCAUGCUGGGAUGAAACCGUCCAGACACCCGAGUGCAAAGCAGCAAAGACCUCAGGACAUGAAGGACGUCAGUACCGGACAGAAACCAGCCUCCGAGCCCAGUAGGGUGGACGACCAGAGACCUUCUACCUCCAAUAAAAGUAGGACUGCCCCCCGCAAACUUUAAGACCAAUACCUCUUCAAGCAUUGGACGGUCUUAUCACUUGAGGCAGAGAAAGACGGGACACUAGUGAAAAGUGAGCACACUGAAUUUUUCCCUCUUGUUUGCUCACUUUCUUUCUAUUGGGUGAACUUAGAAGGGGAACCUAAUAUACACUUCAUGUUAUUUAAUUCUGUAAUUUAGCAGUGAUGUCAGUGAAACGGCCGUGGAUGGUGCAACCUUUUUUGUGAUGACCAGCGACUAAGCAGUGACCGCAGUGUCAAAUAGUUCAAGUCUUUCAAGUCGAAGACCACUGAGGGUCCGACCUCAGUGCCUCAUGCCAAAGAGAAGGGCCCCUGUCUGAGGUGUGACCCACAUGGGGCCAAAUUGCUGGAGAAAUGCCUGCUGUUGCACAGUCCAAAUACAGACUCCCUAAUCUUUUUUUUUUUUGUUGUGAACCGCAUUGAGAAUGAGAAUGAGUUUUUCAUGACUUGUAGAAUCUGAUUGAAGGCUUUUAUUAUAAAGCAGCAUCCGGAAAGAGAGCUCACAGCACAGAUAAUUCCUUAAUACAACCGGUUAUUUAAUAGUUAUUUGAGUUCCUACCUGGCAGCACAUCCAGUCAUUCAUUAUGGCAUCCUUUAUUAUAUAUAUGGUAAUGUAUGUAUUUUGCAUACAGAAAUGCAAAAAUAUCUUUUGUUAAAAAUGAAAGAUCAUUCUUUACAUUGGGAAAUGUCUUUGUCAUGAGCUGGAAGUGCAAUAUGUAGUAAUCUAUUCUAAUAUUUUCAACAAUUUUUGUAAAAAAAAAAGUACAAAUUGAUUCCCUCAAAAUUAGCAGUAACGUGUGAUUACAUCUGUGUGUGUGUGUGUGUGUGUGUGUGUGUGUGUGUGUGUGUGUCUAUAUACUUAUGACGAUGUACUUAAAAUGUGCCAAGUAUUGCACAACAGAACUGUUGCACAUUUUUUGUGUGUGUCAUAUUUCACUUUCAAUAACAUGAUAAAUAUUUCUUAUGGUUUCUCGAUUUUAUUGUUAAAUUGCAGACACAAAGAGCACAGGAUGUUUUAUUGGAUAUUAUUUCAACGACCGAAGUGACCUGUCAAUUCCAAAACGCCACAUGCGCAGUGACUGCAUCCACUCAGUGUCAAAACAGAAAACCCCGUCACACAGGCUGGCUACGCUCCAUGUGAAUGCAGAGGAUUGGGACUGAGAGCAGCCGCGGGCCUAAUCUCGUUUGGAGGCCAUUCAAAGUAGUAGGAGCUACUUUGAGGGCACUGCCAUUCAAGCACAGGUUUUUCCGCUGUAGAGAGAAUAAUCCCCAGCAUAGAUACAACAUUAAAGUAGUCAAGCAUAACACACAGAGGCUGAAUUUCAAAUCCACACAUUUGCAUGUUGAAGUGAAUGAGGGCCAACAAUGGAGCUUCUGUGCGCAUGCACGGGCCGUGUCCACUAGGGUGUCAACGUAGUGUGCAGUUGUUAAAACUGUCUUCAAAAUAAAUUUCUACAUUUAAAUAAAACAGACAAAUGAAUUAUCUUCAUCUAUGAUUCAAGCUGCUUGCCAAGUGACUGCAACACUUUUCAACGUUAUUGACAUACUAUCUGCCUGUGGUUUGCCCAGACGGGUCUAAACAGCAGAUGGAGCUGUAGUAAAUGUCUGACUUAAUUUCCUGGAGUUAAUCUGACAGGAGAGUUCUAUCCCUAAAGCUUACUACCUGGUUUUGUGCAUGAAGAGUAGUAAUUAGAAAUGAUUGCACAAAACACUGCCCGUUAACACUGUAACUUGUCGCUAAUGAAUAUAUUGUAUGGUAAUGUCUUCAUGACAUGAAUGAAAUAAAAUAAGACCUGCUUAUUUUUU